AUGUGCGGAGUGGACCUGGUGACCCUAGACAGCGUUUAUUUCGAGAAUGAGAGCCGUGUGCAGUGCCUGGCUCGUGCCGUCGACAUGAAGGGUCGGAAGGGAAGAGAAAUGGCUUCUGAGGUCCUCACCAUAAAGUCAUCUGGACGAGAGAAACGCUUCUGUCCGGGUGACACCCCUCAACCUUUCACCACUCGCAUCACCUAUUUGACAGGUGCCGAGAAGAGGGAAGUACCUUCAAAUUUGGUUCUGGAGUUAUUAAUCCCACACCUCGAUGGAAUGAUUCCCCGCAUCCAGAAUAAGGAUGAUCCCUGUCUGCAAUGGGCGGAAUCAGAGAACAGGACCGUUGAAGGUGAACCUUACCAGUUUGAUUGGAGAAUUCGAGGAACGGAAACGGUUAAUUUCUAUCGGCACCUGGACUUGGAGAAAUGCCUUUGGCGAUUCUAUUGGUUCAUUCAUGUCUCCUACACCUCUGAAUGCCAUCUUCACUUUCUCGAGAAUGAGAAUUAUAAUGAAAUCGUGAAACCGGUGAAUGUGAGUUGCACAUUUCCAUCCAAAGUGGAUUCUCCUGCGUACAACUUCUCGCAAAAUGCCAAGAUGAAGUUUUCCCUCUCUCCUCGUUCCUCGAGGGUUAAGAGCGGGGCAAGGAAGGGGAAAAUACUAGGUGGAGAACUGGAAGUACUCAAGACGCAUGUGCAGGAUACAGGACAGGUUCAAAUCCACUUUCGUACUCUUCCCCUCUUUGACGGCAUCUUCGUGCUACAACAUCCGAACAGCAGGCAUAAUUCACAUGUGAUAGCAAUGGACAGCGAGAAGUACCUGGAGCUCUCUCUCCUGAAGACAGAGCCUCCGCACCAAUACUGGCGAUUUACGGCACCAUCGUUCCUAGAAUCAGGCAGUGGCGAGUAUCAGGUUCACUUGAUUCCCUGCUUGAAAAAAGGGGAGGAAGGGAAAGGGGAAGAAGUAUGCAGGCCCAAGAAUCCCAUCCAGUUACCGAUAGAACUUCGACCGAUUCCUUUAUCAAAUCAAGUACCCGAUCGAUAUGGGUUGGGAACUUCCUUGCGAAUCGUGCGUGAUCUUAGUCGAUGGUAUACCGACAAAGAUCCACCUGAGCUUCCCCAAGGUUUUCUUCAUGAAUCAUUUGCUGUAACAAAUUGUGAUAAUGCUUUCAAAAGAGUAACAGGAACAUUGCUCUUAGGAGGAGAAGUUUAUGGUCUGGUCAUCCCGACGGAAAGAGAGAAAAGGCACCGGAACUCCUCUCAUACGCUCCAGGUGGAAAAGUGUUUCCUGUGUCAUGGGAAGGAUAACUCCUUCCCAGUCUUUGACCCCAGCAAGGAUCUCUUCGGCUGCCUUCUUCCAUACCCUCAUAUUCAACGCUUCAUUAUCUUUGAUGCAGAAAAUGGAGGCGACUUGUGGUUCCUACAAUGUGUUUUUUCCAAAGCAAGAUCUCAAAAAGACUUUGCAUCCCUCAAUGAGGUGAACAUGGUUUCCCAUCUAGGAAACUCUGGUCUUGGGACUUCAAUGGGAAUGCUCAUUUUCACGGACAGACAGACAGAGACUCAAGAGCCAGUUGAAAUUUCUCAUCUCUCAUCUUCACCUGUGGUGUUUAUUGUCAUUGCAAGUGCGAUAUGCUUGCUUCUAGUCAUUGCUAUUGCCUCAAGCAUUGCUUAUUGUGCCUCCAAAAGCAAAGAGGACCUUAGUGUGGCACCAGUGACAGUAACUGUGGCAACGCCCUUUGGGAACUCCAGAGUUGAUGCAACAUCAUUCCCACAAAUGUAUGCUGAAGCAGCUGAAAUGAAGAGCUCAAAGUGCCUGCCAUCAUUCUGUGAACAGGCAUAUGACAUAUGGCAUAUGACAUUCACAUGCUGCAAGGUUCACACUCUCCUGUUAUGGGGGAAUGUGGGAGGACUCAGUGACCUCCUCCUCUGCUGCCUUGAAGAAGAGUGUUCUUCACUUCGGGUUGCAAAAUACGCCAGUACAGCUCCAAUAAUCACUCCAACACCAAGGGGGAUGAGCAAAAGAAGCAGGGAUGUCUUCAUAGUCCUCGUACAGUUCAGAUCCGUUCGAGUCAUUUGGAUAAAGCGCCAGAUCAACACACUUCUUACGAGCCCG
Darwinula stevensoni is the source of this 2109-nucleotide messenger RNA. NCBI's taxonomy places the organism in Eukaryota, Metazoa, Arthropoda, Ostracoda, Podocopida, Darwinulidae. The record is from the annotation of a GenBank genome assembly.